AUGUUCCCACUGUUCCACUUUUUAAGGCGAAGUUCCAAUCGGUACCUACUGUCAGUAAUCCUUUUGAUAACUUCCCUUAUCCUAUUCAUCCAUGUUGUAUCGAAUUCCUCCAGUUUGAACCAGAAGGGAAUCAUAAAUACGGCCAAAGAACAUUAUGAAAGCAUGUGGGAGUUAGUCUCUUCCUCGAAUAGCAGUGCAUCCGGGGCUUCUGAUGAUGAUAAUUCUCUUUGGAAUUACGAACCUCAUGAUGCAGAAACUUUGGAAACGAUAUUCAGUCGUCUGGAAAAGCCAUUAUAUUCUAAUGAAGAUCUAUUUAGAGAAUUCCCAGAAUUGCAGAAUGAUACCAAGAGACUAGAAUUGGAUAAUGGGAAGUCAGUCCUAAAGAAAAAUAAGAAGAUAUACGAUGACUUUCUUGCAUUGGCUAUUGAUGAACCAAAAGUGGAUGAUUUGGUCUAUGAAGAUGAUACUUAUGCAGGGAAGGCUAAUGCUGCUAUUUUGAGUCUGGUGAGGAAUGAAGAUUUGAAGACACUUUUACCAGCCAUUCAACAGAUGGAGGAUAAAUUUAAUAAACGAUUUAAUUACCCUUACAUUCUUCUCAACGAAAGAAACUUUACUGAACGGUUCAAAGAGAGUGUGAGGAGUCUACUACCACCAGAAAGAAUAGUCAAAUUUGGAAAGAUUGAUGAUGAAGAUUGGAAUAUGCCUGAUUCCAUUGAUAACAAUAAGUACCAUUCAGCAGUAGAAAAGCUGAAGGAAGAGAAAGUAUCAUACGUGGACAUGGAAUCGUACCACAAUAUGUGCAGAUUUUAUUCGAGGGAGUUUUAUCAUCAUCCUUUACUGAAAGAUGUAAAAUACACAUGGAGAUUAGAACCGGGUAUCAGUUUCUAUUGUGAUAUCAAAUAUGAUAUUUUCCAAUUUAUGGAGAUGCAUGAUAAAGUCUAUGGAUAUGUAUUAAAUCUUUACGAUGGUCCUGAAUCUAUUAGAACAUUAUGGAAUACUACGAUGCAGUUCGUGGAGAAGAAUCCCCAAUACCUUAACGUAAAUGGGGCUUAUGAAUGGCUGAAGGAAAAUGGACAAAAGCCAAGAAAUUUUGAAAUAACAAACGGUUACUCAACAUGUCAUUUUUGGACUAAUUUUGAAAUUACCAAUUUAGAAUUUUUGAGAUCUGAAGCUUACGAAAAAUAUAUGGAUUUCUUAGAAAAUUCAGGUGGAUUCUAUUAUGAGAGGUGGGGUGAUGCACCUGUCAGAAGUAUUGCCUUAGCAUUAUUCAUUGACAAGAGUAGAAUUCAUUGGUUUAGAGAUAUUGGAUAUAACCAUGCUCCUUAUACCAAUUGCCCCAAAUGUGACCCACAGAAUAACAGAUGUGAUGGAAAGUGUAAGCCAGGUCUUUUUUCAAUUUGGGAUAAUCUUAACACUGAGAAUUGUCAUGCCACUUGGAUCAAAUAUGUAAUGUCAGAGGAAGAAAAACAUAUAUACUAA
Molecule: messenger RNA, 1479 nt
Organism: Naumovozyma castellii
Lineage: Eukaryota; Fungi; Ascomycota; Saccharomycetes; Saccharomycetales; Saccharomycetaceae
Gene: KTR4
Product: putative mannosyltransferase
Exons: 1
Coding region: 1-1479 (492 amino acids)
Source: RefSeq, a predicted model, not a curated record